Molecule: messenger RNA, 1095 nt
Organism: Anopheles merus
Lineage: Eukaryota; Metazoa; Arthropoda; Insecta; Diptera; Culicidae
Product: protein slit-like
Exons: 9
Coding region: 1-1095 (364 amino acids)
Cellular component (GO): plasma membrane
Molecular function (GO): protein binding
Source: RefSeq, a predicted model, not a curated record
AUGCAUCCAGAUGUAGACGGACAUGUGCCUCCGCGCAUGCAGCCACUCGGGAGUGAUCUGCAGGGCAAUAACAUCAGUGUCAUCUACGAGUCGGACUUCCAAGGAUUGGCGAAGCUGCGAAUACUGCAACUGACAGACAACCACAUCUACACCAUCGAGAAGGAUGCCUUGCACGAUCUGAUCUCGCUGGAGAGAUUGCGACUUAAUAGCAAUCGCUUAAAAUCUAUACCAGAUAAUUUUUUAUCCAGUGCCGCUAAUUUAUUACGAUUGGAUCUGUCACACAAUGCACUCACUGCCGUACCGAAACGUGCAUUCAAGGGAGCACCGGCUCUGCGCAGUCUUCAGCUGGACAACAAUCAAAUCACCUGCCUGGAUGAAGGUGCCGUGAAAGGACUAACAGAGCUGGAGAUACUGACGCUGAAUAACAAUAACAUCACCACGCUUCCGCGCGACAUGUUUGCCGGAAUGCCACGCCUGCGAGCGCUGCGCCUUUCGGAGAACCCGUUUGCGUGCGAUUGUCAUCUUUCCUGGUUGGCACGGUAUCUGAAGAAUGCAUCACGGCUGGCACCGUACACUCGGUGCCAUUCGCCCGGUCAGCUCAAGGGCCAGAAUGUGGCGGAUCUGCACGAGCAGGACUUCAAAUGUUCCGGUCUCACCGAGAACGCACCGAUGGAGUGUGGCGGCCGAAGCCUCUGUCCCCAUCCGUGCCGCUGUGCCGACGGAAUUGUCGACUGUCGGGAGAAAAGUCUUACCACCGUACCGUCCACGCUACCGGAGGACACAACAGAGCUCCGGCUCGAGCAGAACUACAUCACCGAAAUUCCACCGAAAGCGUUCGCUAACCACCGGCGCCUUAAGCGGAUAGACUUGUCAAAUAACAAUAUUUCGCGAGUCGCCUACGAUGCCUUCAGCGGGCUGAAGUCCUUGACGUCGCUCGUUCUGUAUGGUAAUAAAAUUAAGGAUUUACCGGCGAGCGUUUUCAAAGGAUUAACCUCACUCCAGCUGCUACUGCUGAACGCGAACGAAAUCAGUUGCGUGCGAAGAGACGCUUUCAAGGUUCCGCAUAAUAUCAUGCUUGUGUGUGAUAAUCGUUGA